UGGCUUCCGACCUAGAUAUUUCCUCAAUCGACAGUUUUCCAUUUGAAGGACUCUAUGCACCAGAUGAUGUUCAUGAUGAUGAUGUACCCACCUCCUCUGCGACACCAGCUUCAACGAUUGGUCCAGAAUUUUGGAACCGCAUAUUCGACCAAGGCAAUCCGGAACAGCUGAGGAGAAUUGCCGCCAAACCAGUUGCUCAAAAUGUGACACUGGCUGAGUUGGACAUGAUGUCAGAGAUCACGCAACCGCCAAAGAAGAGGGAUGAUGAUACAACAGAUAAGAAAAAAGAAGAUUCGGACAACAAAGAAGAAAAAGAAAAGAAAAGUAAGUUUCUGUUAAUCAUCGUGACAGCAAUUUGCUUGGAGUGUACAAUGCCGAGGUAA
Dicrocoelium dendriticum is the source of this 383-nucleotide messenger RNA. Lineage: Eukaryota; Metazoa; Platyhelminthes; Trematoda; Plagiorchiida; Dicrocoeliidae. The record is from the annotation of a GenBank genome assembly.